Messenger RNA from Physeter macrocephalus (sperm whale), 818 nucleotides. RefSeq names its product synaptogyrin 1 (gene SYNGR1). NCBI's taxonomy places the organism in Eukaryota, Metazoa, Chordata, Mammalia, Artiodactyla, Physeteridae. Gene Ontology annotation, cellular component: synaptic vesicle membrane; neuromuscular junction. The transcript has 4 exons. The coding region runs from base 32 to 736 and encodes 234 amino acids. The record is from RefSeq and is a predicted model, not a curated record.
GAGCGAGGUGCACCGCGCGGGUGCAGCCACGAUGGAAGGGGGUGCGUAUGGAGCGGGCAAAGCCGGGGGCGCCUUCGACCCCUACACCCUGGUCCGGCAGCCGCACACCAUCCUGCGCGUCGUGUCCUGGGUGUUCUCCAUCGUGGUGUUCGGCUCCAUAGUGAAUGAGGGCUACCUCAACAGCAUCUCGGAGAGCGAGGAGUUUUGCAUCUACAACCGCAACCCCAAUGCCUGCGGCUACGGCGUGACCGUGGGCGUGCUUGCCUUCCUCACCUGCCUGCUCUACCUGGCCCUGGACGUGUACUUCCCGCAGAUCAGCAGUGUCAAGGACCGUAAGAAGGCCGUCCUAUCUGACAUCGGUGUCUCGGCCUUCUGGGCCUUCCUCUGGUUCGUGGGCUUCUGCUACCUGGCCAAUCAGUGGCAGGUCUCCAAGACCGAGGACAGCCUGCUGAGCCAAGGGACAGACGCGGCCCGGGCUGCCAUCGCCUUCUCCUUCUUCUCCAUCUUCACGUGGGCGGGCCAGGCUGUGCUGGCCUUCCAGAGGUACCAGAUUGGCGCAGACUCAGCCCUCUUCUCCCAGGACUACAUGGACCCCAGCCAGGACACCAGCAUGCCUUACGCCCCCUACGUGGAGCCCAGCACCGGGCCAGACCCCGCCGGCAUGGGUGGCACCUACCAGCAGCCGGCCAGCGCCUUUGAGCCCGAGCCCCAGGGCUACCAGUCGCAGGGCUACUGAGCCACAGUGACCGCCUGCCCCCCGCCUGCCUGUGACCUGCCCCAGCUGCCCCCUGCUCCCUCCCUUCACACCCGGCCCCCUU